Molecule: messenger RNA, 1041 nt
Organism: Chaetomium globosum CBS 148.51
Lineage: Eukaryota; Fungi; Ascomycota; Sordariomycetes; Sordariales; Chaetomiaceae
Exons: 1
Coding region: 1-1041 (346 amino acids)
Molecular function (GO): protein binding
Source: RefSeq, a predicted model, not a curated record
AUGGUCCAAACUACCGCCUCCGUCGGGGAGGGCACAGACAAUGGAAAUGUCCAAGAAACGAUAAGCCACGCGGUCCACGAGAACGCAGGACCCCCGGCGCCGGACGAACACAGCGACAACUUGCACUCAGCCGGCUCCGACCUCGGACAGCUCGCGUCUGCGUCAGCCGACGGCACGGUGAAGCUCUGGGAUCCGGCGACACACCAGUGCAGCGCAACUCUCGAGGGCCACGGCGGAUCGGUCUUCUCCGUCGUCUGGUCGCCCGACGGAACCCAGCUUGCGUCGGGAUCGGCGGACAGGACCAUCAAGAUUUGGAAUCCGGCCACCGGCCAGUGUACAGCAACCCUGGAGAGCCAUGCAGGCUCGGUCUUGUCAGUGGCGUGGUCCCCCGAUGGGACCCAGCUUGCGUCGGGAUCGCGCGACGGGCCAAUUGAGAUCUGGGACCUAGCGACUGCCCAGUGUGUCGCAACGCUUAAGGGCCAUGACAGCGCGGUCCUUUCGGUAUCUUGGUCGUCCAAUGGAUGGGAGCUCGUAUCAGGGUCAGAAGAUCAAACAAUCAGGACUUGGGAUAUGACAAACACCUGGUGUACAAUGAUUCUUGAGGCCUUCAGAGAGUUGGUCUUGUCAGUCGCGUGGUCGCCCGAUGGAUAUAAAAUUGCGUCAGGACCGGAUGACACGAUUAUAAAAAUAUGGGGCGAGGACUACAGGAGUUCACUGACUCUCGAGGGCCAUACACGCUCAGUUGGGUCAGUAGCAUGGUCGCCCGAUGGAGCUCGUCUCGCGUCAGGCUCAGAUGAUCGGACUGUUAAGGUCUGGGAUCUUUGGGAUCUGGACCAUGGUGAGUGUACAACGACGCUUUUGGGGCAUGACAAGUUCGUCCAGUCGGUAGCCUGGUCGCCCAAUGGAGCCCGGCUAGCAUCGGGAUCGGACGAUGAAACUGUCAAGAUUUGGGAUCCUGUAACAAGCGAGUGUGUAGCGACGCUCGAAGGUCAUGAGGACACGGUCUACUCUGUAGCCUGGUCGCCCGGACCUGCCCGGUAA